Lindgomyces ingoldianus is the source of this 2788-nucleotide messenger RNA. RefSeq lists its product as uncharacterized. Lineage: Eukaryota; Fungi; Ascomycota; Dothideomycetes; Pleosporales; Lindgomycetaceae. Gene Ontology annotation, molecular function: zinc ion binding; DNA-binding transcription factor activity, RNA polymerase II-specific. The record is from RefSeq and is a predicted model, not a curated record. Gene Ontology annotation, biological process: regulation of DNA-templated transcription. The transcript has 2 exons. Bases 107 to 2539 code for a protein of 810 amino acids.
CCCCUUCACAAUCACACCGCCGGAACGUGCGGCCCUCUGCUCUGCUCAGCACAGAGCUUCGCCCAGCUGAGAACAUCCUCCCGAGUCUUCUUACUCCAUUACAAACAUGGAGAACAGCCUCGACAAUCUCGAUGCCUUCUACGGCUUUGACCCUUCCUUCGACCCCAACCGCCAGACCUUCCUCAACCUCCAGUCCCAGUCCUGGCCGUUGCCCCUCCAGUCGGCCAUGUCUCACAACAACAACAAUAACAACAGCGCGGAUGCAAACGCGAACGCUCAGCACCAGCACCACCAGCAGCGACGCCUGAACACGGUCGCUGCGACGACGGCUGGCAACCCGAACUCGCUCGCGACCUCGUCGUGUCCGGUCGCUCCCCUCCAGACGUCAAACUUGGGAUUUCCCUCCGCGAUGCCGACGGCGAAUCCUAUGCUGACCGACUGGGUUCAGCUGGGCUCGACCAGCUUUGCUCAGCAAGCCUACAAUCAAGACAUGGCGACGCUGAACGGGCCCGAUUUCACGACCUUUGGUGGCCCGCUGCAGACCUCCCCCGUGGUGGACUUCGGCAUCAACACGUCACAAGGCCAGAACUUCCUGAGCACCACUCUCUCAAUGGAGGCACCCUUCAGCCUCAUGGCGCCCGCCUCAAUGACUCCCUACCAGAUGGCCGACUUCCAUCGAGAGCUCACAAACAAUUUUUCCAGCAGCCAGACCGACUUCAACACGACCGCCGCUAGUGCCGGCAGCGUGACCACCGGUUCGCCGACAGAGAGCUGGAUGGAGUUACGGUCCCUCUCAAGCAGCGAUAAUGGCUGGGUCGACAUUAGUGGUCACCGUAGCUCCUUCGAUCUGACAAACGACACCACCCUGAUAUUCAAUCCCCAUGAAACCCUCCACAUUCGCACCAGCUCAGAAUCCUCACAGCUGUCCUCAGACGCCCCGCGGUCCGCAGCCUCAUUCAGCAGCUACGAGGAGAUCCAGUUCCCCAUGAACUCACCCCAGUCGGAGGUCGAAAACCUCGAACUUGGGCACUCCCAGGCUUGCACGCACGGCCUCCCACACCACGAUCACGACUUUCCCUACAUCUCCCCCAGCCAGUCCGUCAGCCCGCCUAUCACUCGUGCUGAGCCCGUCGACAUCAAGCAGCCUGUCUCAUCUUCAGCUUCACCCACCUCAUCAGCCGUCAGCUCACCGCCAUCCCGGCGGCGGAAGAGUCCGGUUGGUGCCAAGGUUGCCAAGACGAUCGUGAAGAAGACCCCGGCUCACUCCACCAAGAAAGAUCACGUGGGAGAGAAGCGGGUGGGCAGACGGCGCGGUCCGCUGAGGCCUGACCAGCGACAGCAGGCUCACGAGAUCCGAAAGUUGCGUGCUUGUCUACGAUGCAAGUUCCUCAAGAAGACAUGUGACAAGGGUGAUCCAUGCGGUGGAUGCCAGCCUUCUCAUGCUCGUCUCUGGCAAGUGCCGUGUACGCGUAUCGAUAUCAAAGAUAUCGCCUACUUCAUGAAGGACUGGAAGGCUGACUAUGAGCGCCAUGUCAGCCUCGGUUUCUCUGUUGGCAACAUCAAGGGGUUCUCCCCCCAGGAGCGUCCGAUCUACGUCACCCACGGAUAUGGCCACUUCCUUCCCAUCAUGGCUCGUGAGGUGUACGUUCGCGAUGAGAAGUGCUUCGGUGUCGAUUGGGUUGAGACUCUUCAUGGCUACCACUUCGAGAUCAACACUGCUAAGCUGUCCGCUGGUAUGGAGGGUAUUUCCCAUAGCAUGCUCUCUGACUACCUCGACCGCCACAUCGAUGGUGGAUUUGAGCAGUUCGUCGAUGAGUACUUCGAAGGCACCUACUUCGUCACCGAGCUGUUGAAGACGGCGUACCGCUUCUACUGCCGCGAGAAGCUUCCCGUUAUCCGAAAGGCCCUCAAGCUCGUCAUCGCCUACAACCUGACGCUCCACGUCACCAUGGUCGAGGGCCUGCCUGAGGAUGAGUGCAACCUUGGCAAGGUCGAGGACAAGAACUCCAAAUUCUGCGGCAAGACUGUUGCUCCCGUCAUGAUCAACUUCCAGGUGAAGUGUGCCCUCGCCGACAUGUGGCGUGAGCUUCAGAAGGAUGUCCUUGAAGAGCUUUCUUCGCUAUACUCCUCGGUGUACAGCGGCGAGAAGCUGAAGAACUGGCCAACCAUCUUUAUGCUCGCUGCCAUCUUACUUGCAGUUUGGGAGCUGAUUCAAUUCGACUGCUCUUAUCGGGUUCCAGACCAGCAGGCGGUGAAUAAGUUCUGUAACGACAUGGAGAGCACCCCUGUCGGUGUUAUCGUGGGCCUUUUCUCGGCGAUCUCGCAGAAACUUCCCGCGUUUACCGAGUGGGAUACGCGGAAGCACCACCACUUGCUAAACUCGAAUCCAGCGGUGUGCGACGCCAUGACUGAGGUCCGAGCGCAUGUCACUAAAUAUGAAACCUACCUGAGGUCAAGGAGCGAGUGCAAAUUCGAUCGGUCUGACUUCGACUCUUUGUCGAACAAGUUCCUGUCAAAACUUGUCAUUCGGGCAAAUUAAUAUUCUCCCUCCACCUCCCGCCUCAAGAUCUUAUCCUUCAUCCUUACUAUGGCUGUUUCAUAUUCGCCUCUACUAUUACUUGAAGCCUCAUCACUAGCCCUCGACACCCUGCAGCCUACCUCCUGACCGAUUAACGAUUCCACGGAUCACGUGUUCUGAUUUGCACGCAACCUACGAUCACCCUCACGGCUGACGACUUAAAAGCAUGAUGACGCCUUUUGGCUGUUUGCUUCUCUUUUGAUAUUUGGU